AUGUCUACUAGUACUAAUGAUAAGAAUGCACAACGUGCCAUUGAUUAUAUGAGUGGCGCACGAUAUAAAGGAGAGUAUAAAAAUGGUAAACGCCAUGGCUUUGGCAAACUCACUCUAUCUAAUGGGUCUUUUUAUGAAGGCCGAUUUGUGGAGAAUGAAAAGCAUGGUUUCGGUAUUUAUAAAUGGUCGAAUGGAGCCAUUUAUGAAGGAGAAUUUGCACAUGAUCAGCCGCAUGGUAAAGGAAAAUUAACGUCACGUAGUGGAGACAUUUAUGAUGGAGUUUGGGCUAACGGGAAGCGCCAUGGGCAAGGUACAACUACGUGGAAAGAUGGAAAUGCUUAUGAAGGUCUUUAUGAUCAAAAUGAAAAACAUGGUUUUGGUAAGCAUACAUGGAAAGAUAAAGGAUCUACGUAUGCUGGUACUUGGGAACAUAAUACGCCUCACGGUCGAGGACGAUAUCAAUAUGGAAAUGAUGAUGUAUAUGAAGGUGCAUUUAAACAAGGAAAAAGACAUGGACAAGGAAAGUUAACAUACGCUAAUGGAGAUAUUUAUGAAGGUGAAUAUGCUGAAGAUUUAAAACAUGGUACCGGGAGAUUUUCAUGGGCUAAUGGGGAUUCAUAUUAUGGACAAUUCAGUAAUGGACUUCCAGAAGGUACUGGAGAAUACAUAUGGGCAUCGAAAGAUGCGCCUGAAACAUCAACGUCACCUGUUGAAGAACGAAUAUCAAAAUCUGAAAAGAAACAUACACGAAAGAUAUCCUCACGACAUUCAGGUGAAAGUCGACACUCUUCGCAAUCUGAUUCGUUACUUAAAAAUAUUCAAAGCAGUUCUAUUUAUUCAGAAACAUUUUAA
Rotaria socialis is the source of this 852-nucleotide messenger RNA. NCBI's taxonomy places the organism in Eukaryota, Metazoa, Rotifera, Eurotatoria, Philodinida, Philodinidae. The record is from the annotation of a GenBank genome assembly.